Lampris incognitus (smalleye Pacific opah) is the source of this 10261-nucleotide messenger RNA. RefSeq names its product apolipoprotein B-100-like. The record is from RefSeq and is a predicted model, not a curated record. Gene Ontology annotation, molecular function: low-density lipoprotein particle receptor binding; cholesterol transfer activity. Gene Ontology annotation, cellular component: low-density lipoprotein particle; mature chylomicron; very-low-density lipoprotein particle. Gene Ontology annotation, biological process: cholesterol homeostasis; triglyceride mobilization; lipoprotein transport. Lineage: Eukaryota; Metazoa; Chordata; Actinopteri; Lampriformes; Lampridae. The transcript has 26 exons. The coding region runs from base 42 to 10013 and encodes 3323 amino acids.
UCUCCAUUCCUUCAGGUUUCCAGAGCUUCUUCACACCCAUCAUGGGGGGAACCAAGCUCUGCGUUCUGCUGCUGCUCAGCACGUACGCCCUGGCCCAGCAAGAUGUCGAUGGCCAAUCUCCAACGUGUUUCUUGGCCAGAAGGUUCAAGAAUUUCAAGAGGUUUGUGUACAACUACGAAGCUGAAACCCUUAACGGAGUGAACGGAGCUGCGGAUCUCAAGAACGGUCCCAAAGUCUCCUGCAAGGUUGAGAUAGACGUGCCCCAGACCUGCAGUUUCAUCCUGCGCACAUCGGAGUGCUCUCUGAUGGAGGCCGUUGACGUCAGUGCAGAGGGUGCUCCAGUGUUUGGACCCGCUGCAAACGCCGAGGCUUUCAAAGUUGCCAUGGCAAAGAACCCCUUGAAAUUCAUGGUAGAGGGACAGACUGAUGUCAAGCUCUUCCCCGAGGAGGACGAGCCCGUCAACAUCCUGAACGUCAAGAGAGGAAUCAUCUCAGCACUUGUUGUACCCGCAAUGGAGGAAGAGAGGAAUAGGGAAAUGGCAACCGUACACGGAGUCUGCACCACCGACUUCACCGUCAACUCCAGGGAGGAAAUUGCCACCGACGUGACCGUCAGCCGAGACCUGUCCAGAUGUGACCGCUUCAGCGCCAAAAGGGAGCACACCAGUCCUUUGGCUCUCAUCUCCGGCAUGAAUUACCCCCUAUCUAAGAUGAUUAGCAGCACUCAGACUUGUAACUACAAGUUUGACAACCAGAGGAAGCACAUGACCGGUGCAACCUGCACUGAGAAACACAUCUUCAUGCCCUUCUCUCAUCAGAAUGAGUAUGGUAUUCUUACACUGGUGAAGCAGACCCUCACUCUGCGAGACAGCAGCAAGAUCAACGACAGAGUCUUUAACCACAAUGAGAACAACCUUAAGUUCUUGCACAUGGAGGCCUUCGAGGACAAGGCACCCAUCCAGACCAAGGAUGCAGCAGUUGCCGCCAUGAGAGAGUUGAGCACCCUGUCUCAGGCUUCACCUGGCCACCAGCGUGCAAGCACAUUCCACAGACUGGUGUCUGAGCUCCGUGGCCUGAAGGCCGACAUCUUGAGCUCAGCAGCCCUGGAUAUGAUGGACAUGUCCCAGGCCCUAACAUGGCAGGCUUUGGCUCAGUGCGGUACCCCAGAAUGCAGCAGUGCCAUGCUGAGUGUCCUCAGGACCUUCGACAAGGCUGCUAUCGAGGUUGAUGCUGCCAUCUAUGCCCUGGGACUGCUACCCAACCCCUCCCGCCUCCUGGUCAAGGAUAUGCUGGCAAUGGCUCAAUACAAGCAGAGCAAACCCAUCAUGUUUGCCUUAAGCAACGCCAUGAGGAAGCUAUACCAGGCUGAGGGUAAAGUCACCCCUGAGAUGACUGCUGUGUCCGAGUUCAUGGCUUCCAUUCUGGGCGAGGACUGCGCAGGGGAGAAGGAGCGAACCUUCAUGACGCUAAGGGUGAUUGGUAACAUGGGAGAGGUGAUGGAGGCUGCAGAUCCAACUAUAAAGACCACACUGUUGAAAUGCAUGAGACAGCCUGCAACUACACUGUCUGUGCAGCUGGCUGCCAUCCAGGCUUUCAGACGUAUGUCUGUAACUGAUGAGGUGCGCUCAAACCUCCAGAGGGUCAGUCAGUAUGCCAAGGGAGCUGUGCAGAAGCGCCUGGCAGCCUACCUGAUUCUGAUGAGGAAUCCCGAGGCAAGCGACUUUGAGAUGAUCAAGAAGAUGCUCAAGCAGGAACAGAACCCACAGGUCAAAGCCUUUGUCACGUCUCACAUUCACAACAUCAUCUCCUCCACCGAUCCCGAGACCCAGAGGAUUGGUAAGAAGAUCGUAGAUGCCUUGCAGAACUCUGAUGUGGACAGCCACACUGACUACACCACAAUGUCCCGCAACUACAAGCUGGAAAUGGCAAAUGAACAAAUGCAAGCCAAAAUUCAAGGCAACACUAUCUUUGAUAGUGCCAACCAAUUGCCCAAGGAGGUCCUGUUAGAAACUACCCUGAAAGCGUUUGGCUACAAUAUGGAUCUGUGGGAGGUUGGCAUUGAAGGGAAGGGCUUUGAGCCAACCAUUGAGAGUCUUUUUGGAAAGAACGGGUUCUUCCCAGACACUGUGUCCAAGGCUAUGUACUGGGCUGGGGAUAAGAUGCCAGCCAAGAUCAGCGAGGUUCUGGAGAAAUGGGCUUCUACUCUAAAAUCAGGCGGCCAGAAGAAGCAGGUGCCUGAGAAUCUUGUGAGGGAAAUUGUUCGUAAUUUCAACAAGCUGACAGCAGAUCUGCAGGCUCAGGAAUCCACAGAGGCCAUGGCCUACCUUAGGAUCAUGGGAAAUGAACUUGGUUAUAUCAAGGGCAGCGAGCUGAAGGGCAUCGCUCAAUAUGCAAUCAUGUAUGCUGAAGUUUUCCUGAAGACUCUUCCUACUGAGGCCAUGAAGAAACUGAUAUCCGGUACCGACAAUGAGAUCUUCGGGCAUUACAUCUUCAUGGAUAACAAAUUCACCUUAUCGACAGCGUCUGGCCUCCCUCUGAAGUUUGCUCUGUCUGGCACCUUUGCUGCUGGUGCAAAGGGAGGACUUCGCAUUGCACCAAACAUGCAGGAAGUAUCCUUCAGCCCCUCUGUGGGAACAGAGUUUGUGACACAGAUGGGUGUUCAUAUCCCAGAGUUUGUUGUGUCGGCAGUCGAGAUGCACACCAACAUAUACCACGAGAGUUCUCUCAAUGCUAGGAUCACCAUGGACCAGGGCCAGGUCAAGCUGUCCAUUCCCGCCCCACAGGGCUCCAACCAGCUCUUCAGAAUAAGCAACAGAAUGCUGAGUGUGACCACCGGCCAGGUUACCCUGAUCCCACACAAGGAUGAGGGCAGGACUAAUAACAUUAACUGCAGACCUCUCUUCCCUGGAAUCAAGUACUGUACCACUCUCCGUUACUCUGUUGCUGGUGCCAACAACGCUGCUCCUUACUUCCCACUCAACGGCGAGACUAAAUUUUCUGUGGAUCUUCAGCCCACUGGUGAGGUUUCUGAGUUUACUGCCACCAUUGCCUACAAGCUGCUCAGCGAGGGCAAAGAGGGACGUCACAAGACUGAUUCUCUGAAGAUGAUCCUUAGAGCGGAGGGUGAGGAGCCCACUGAAGCCACAGUCACGAUGAAAUACAACAGAAACAGGAAUAUCUUCACCACCAAUGUCCAGAUCCCCGACUUUGACGUGGAGACCGGGAUCAGGGUGGGACUCACUGACAGCAGUGCUAAAGGCAAAUCUAUUACCCUUGAGGUCACCAACAAGAACAUCCCUCAACUGUCACUAAUCGGCCGUGCCAAGCUUCAGGCUAUGACUGACGGCAUGCUGCAGGUUCAGCUGGUAGUACCUUCACUCAAGACUGAUGCUGCCAUCACUGGCACCAUAAGGAACACAGAGGGACUCACCAUGGAGAUCAAGAGUGACAUCAAGCUCCUUGAGACCUCCUCCAUUCAGGCAGUCAUCUUCAAAUAUGGCACGGACCAGGCUGAGGUUCAGCUGAUGUCAAACAUGAAUUCUGGUAUGAUGAGAGUCCUCGUGCCUUACACCGAAGCCUUCAAUGUUUGGCUGAAGCAGCUUGUGGACGAUGUCAUGGAUCAGCAGGUGGUUAAGACUGACAUGAAACUGGGACACAUUUUUACCAAGGCUGUUGAGGCUAGCAAUAUCUGGAUGGACAAGAUUACCGCUGAUGUCCCCUAUGUACAAACUGUGAGGGACAGUAUGAAAGACCUGGCAAUGCCCUCAAUGCCAGAGACUCUGUUUAUGAACCUCGAAAGCACAUUCAGGUACCGAUUCAACAAGGACCAUAUCACCUUGACCAUACCCCUGCCUCUUGGAGGAAAGUCAUCUGAGGAGCUCAGGAUACCUUCCAUGCUCACAACCCCACACAUGUCAGUGCCUCAGGUUGGCUUGGAGCUUGCCCAGAGGGAGAUCCAAGUCCCCACCUUCACCAUCCCCACUGACUAUGAUCUUAAUUUGCCACUCAUGGGAAUGGUGGAAGCGUCUGCAAAGGUCAACAGCAACUACUACAACUGGGAGGGAAUGGUCUCUGCUGGGAACAACACUGCAGAGUCUCCUAAUUACUUGAUUAAAUUCAAGGUCAUGGCUGACAGUCCCAUCGAACUCCUCUCUUUCACAUCUGAGGGAGCUGCCCAGAUCAGUGACACACCAGAGGUGAUUUUGAAGGUCGCUAUUGAUGGUUCCAUGAAACACAAGCUUAUGGAUGCCAGUUUUGAUGUCUUGGAAACCAUGGCUCUCUCAGACAAAAUGUUGUCAACAGGAAGCUACAAUAUCCAGGCUUCCAGCCCUCUAGGUUUAAGAACAUCCCUGGACGUAACCUCGCAGUUGUCCCUUGGCUCAGACAUGCUCUCUGGAGAUGGAAAUGUAGAUGGAAGUAUGUUGGUCGGAUCUAUGUCUGCUAGUACCACCUAUUCCCAUUCCUUUUCUAUUAAGCCAAUGAUGAAAGAAGCAAAAGCCGAGUCCAAACUGACCAUGAAAUCUCCAAUCCUGAAGGUUAUGAAUGAGAUUAAAGGAAAUUACGCAAACGAGCAGCUUCUGAUUGAGUCCAACACCGAAAUGAACAAUGAGCCAGUGAAGCACACCACCAAAUUUAGCAUUGGCUACAAAGAUGCCCAGCUCACAGUCCAGUCUAACUCUGAGACCAAGGUUGUUAAUAGAGUGCUUCGUAGCCAGGUAGACUUCGCUGCUUCCAGAGCAAAGGCCAGCAUCAGGGUAGAGAAUCAGGCAGAUGAUAAUGAGAACCGUGCCUACACUUUGCUCUCUGGGUCCAUGGACCCCUCUGGUGUCGAGGUCAAUGCAGAUGCCUCAGUGAAUAUCUUUGCAACCCGUGCCUCUCACAAAGCAACCCUGUCUCUGAACAUGAAUGGCCUGACCACCAGUUGCACCACAACUGCACACAGCAGUAUCCCACUGACCUUUGAAAAUGCUUUCCAUGGUGGAGUUGACACCACUGGAGCCACCAUGUCUAUCACCACCAAGGGAUCCAUGAGGGAGAACAAAGCCGAACUCAAUGUUGAGGGAAAGAUUGGAGGUUCAGAGGCCUACCUUAAAAGCAUGUUCGAGGGCAACCUCUUUAAUGCUAACACCAGAAACGCAGUGAACCUCAGAGUGAAUAGGGAUUCCAUGACCUUUUCCAACAACCUGGUUGGAUCUCUUAAUGAGAUAAGGACUGAUAGCACACACUCCAUGACCCUUACUCUACGAUCCCUGAUGCUCCAAUCUAAGACGGAUAACUUCUUUGACAACAAAAAUUCCUACAAGCAUGACAUCACAAUUAGGAUGGAGCCUUUCACUGCCUUAGUCAAGAGUAGAAAUGACUUGAAGAUCAUGGAUGCCAACUUUGUGAAUGAAGCCGAGCUCAGGGCACAGCCUUUUAACUUGGAGAUGACUGGGACAAUGAUGGGAACCUUUUCAGAGGAACAGCUGAAGCACACCUAUGAAAUCAAAUUUGUUGAUAUGAUUCUAUCUACAAAGUACGACACCAAUGGUAAACUCCUGGGGUCACGCAUGACACAUACCACUGACAUGGAGAUUUCAGGUCUGAGGAUGGUGUUCAACAAUAGGGCUAACUUCAACUCACCAUCUCUUCGUUUUGACAGCACUGUCGAAACUAUUGCUGCACCCUUCACACUCCACAUUGAUGCAAUUUUCAACUCAAAUGGUGACAUCUAUCUAUACGGACAACAGAAUGGUGAGCUGUACAGCAAAUUCCUUUUGAAGGCAGAGCCCCUGGUUUUCAUGCACUCAUUUGAGAAUAGAGCCUCAAGCACUCAUGAAAUGGAAAAUGGAGUUUCCAUGAAGACUAACAUGAACAACAAGUUCAACAGCCUGAUGACCCUCCAGGAGCAGAGUGUCACACUGAAGAUGACAUCCAAAUUAAAUGACCAUGCCCUCAGUGAGGAAAUGAAUAUCUACAACAACGCAGAGAAAAUGGGAGUAGAGCUGAAUGGAGCUGUCUCAACCACUCUCUUCAACAAAGCAGGUGAGAGCCAUGACUACACCAUUUCUGGAUUUGUAAAGUAUGACAAGAACAGUGACAGCCACUUCCUCCAGAUUCCAUUCAUUGAGUAUCUGCCUGCAGUCAUUGACGAGAUGAAGACUACCAUCGUUAAGCUGAUGGACAACAGCAUUGAAAUGCUGAGAAAAAUCUAUACCGAAAAUGAAAUCAGUUCCAGGAUUCAUUUGAAAGUGUCAGAACUGAAGGAGGUAAUUGAAACAUUUGACUUCAGGCUGUUUGGCCAAGACAUGAAAAAUUUCAUCAACUCAAUGGAAAAAUACAUCACCAGCAUUAUGGCUAAGUUCAACGCUGAGGAAGUUGUUAAUGUUCUGAAAUCAAUCAGGAAUACCAUCGUACUGUGGCUGAAGAAACUUGACAUCCCUACCAAGAUCAAUGUAAUUUAUAACAAAAUAGAAGUGUUCUUGUCCCACUAUGAGGUUGAAAAUAUCAUUGAGAAAAUAAUGGAUGAGGCUGUUGAAAUUAUGAAGCAGUACCGGGUAAGGGAAAAGAUUCAGUCUGCAUUUGCCACUCUCAGAUCAAUUGACAUCCAACCUCUGCUUGACGAAAUUAUGGCACCUGUGAAGGAGCUGGUGAAUGAACUGUAUGCCUUUGACUUCAAGCAAAUGAUUGGUGACAUGAGUGACUAUUUCAUUAAAAUGGUUGAGAAAAUCAAGUCAUUUGAUUACGAAGCAUUCACAAUGGAGCUGAAAGAUAAAGUCACUGAAAUAAGCAAGGUUCCCUGUUUUGGAAAACUCCAUGGAGAGUUCAAAAUCAUCUCGCCUGACUACCGCCUCAAGACUACUGCUGAGCUGCGGAACAUCACUACUACACUAGCCACACCAGAGUUUACAAUGAACUUCACCUCACAGGCCACAUCUACUUUUGACCUCCUUGCCUACGAUCUAGAUGCCAACGCUCACCUUGCUAUUCCCAAAAUGAGCCGUCUGUCUCUCACUGAGAAAAUCAUGGCAGUGCAUACAGCUUUAAGUCUUGACCAUCAGGGGGCUGUGAAUUUCUAUGGCUUGUCCGCUCAGGGUAAUGCCAAGACCACAGUUAAAGCCACAACUGAGCCCUAUGUUGCCGAGCUAGUUAGUGAUGCAUUCUUUGCAUUGGAAAACGGAGUUUCUGUGAAAGUGGAUAAUGCAUAUAAACAUGAGGUCAACAUGCCACUCCUCAACAUCUUCAGUGAUGCAUCUUUUAACCAGAAGGCUGUUGCACUGCUUGAAGCUGGCACUCUACGGCUGACCACUAGCAAUGAUGGCAAAGGAAAAUAUGCAGUUCAGGACUACUCAGAUGAGGCAACCCACAAAAGUGACAUUGAAGUAGUCAUAGAUCUUCACACUGCCAAGGUGACUUCCAAGGGAGAAACACAAAGUGGUUACCUUAAAAUGAACCAAAAUGUGAAUGCUGAAAUCUGCAUUUUCCGCCAUGUUAUUAUUGAUGCCAGGGCUGAGACAGUAACUCCCUUCAUGAAAAACAGUGUUGCAGAGUUGAAAGUCCAGGCUAAGGUUGAAGACUUAAAGAUUGAUGUGACUGCCUCUCAUGAUGCAGAACUUGUUGGACAAGUUGAGGGAAAACUCUCAAACUCUCUCCUUGUUUUGGCCACCCCAUCUCAGUUUGUGUUUGACACCAAGAAUAAGGGAAACCCCAAGGUUACUCUACCAUUCAAGCUGUCUGUGAAGACAGAUCUACAGAAUGAUAUGGCUAUUACCCUUAACUCUGAAGUGCAGCAGGCCAGUUGGACAGGCCUUGCUCGAUUCAACCAGUACAAAUUUUCCCAUUACUUAACCAUGGAUAAUCGUGAAAGGGAAAUUCAGAUCUUUGCAAAAUUUGAUGGUGAAGCCAAUCUUGAUAAGCUGAAGCAGCCUAUCAGCAUUCCUGAAAUGACUGUUCCAUUCUUUGCCAUUAAGACACCAAAAGUGGAAAGCUACUCUUUGUGGGAAGACACUGGUCUGAACAAGCUCCUGACCACAACUCAGCAGACCUUCAACAUGGAUGCCAAACUCAAGUACAUUAAGAACCCCGAAAUGAUUACUUUUGACAUUGACAUGGAACCAAUCAUUGAUUUUUUAAAUACAAAUGGCAGGAUUUUGCACAAGAACUUACUUGUUGGCAAGGAUAAGGCUGUUGUUAUCCUUACUAAAUCUUAUGGCCAAGCAAAGGCUGAGUAUGACAAAUACAGUAUUGAGAUGCCUGAAACUGUUACCAUCCCUGCAUACAAAGUUCCAGUGCUGGAUAUUGAAGUGUCCUCUUUCACCAUUCCCUUGCCUGACUUCAGUUUCAUCACAAUGCCUGCUUUGCACAUACCAUCCGCCAUUAGCAAGCUGACUCUACCAAAAAUCACUCUACCCAAAAUGCAGAAGAGCAUUAUGAUCCCUGCUAUGGGUGAUCUAACCUAUGAGUUUUCCAUGAAGACAGCUGUGAUCACACUUAAGACUGAUGCAAGCAUCCUCAACCAAGGUGAUAUCAUCAUUAAACUUGAUGCCUCCUCAUCCUCCGAGUUUGAUGUUCUGACUGGUAAGAUUGAGGGCACCACCACCAUUAACAGAGUAAAUGGAAUGAAAAUGGCCUCUGUCCUGUCUGCGAAACACAUGGUUGUGGAGGGAAACCACGACAGCACCAUUAACAUCAACAACGGAGCAGUGGAUGCUUCCAUGACCAAUUCAGCCAAGGUCAUUCUGCCUGUCCUGAUAAUGGAGAUCAACCAGGAGAUGUUUGGAAAUCCACAGGAAGGCCUUAUUCUGUCUGUGUCCUCUCCAUCUGCUGGACUCCUUGGACUCCAGCUGCAGGCUAAGCAUCCAGCCCAAGUAAAGGGGAGAAUCUUCGGCCGCUACCCGUCUGAGCCCACAAAUGAAGUUGAUAUACUGGCUCUGAAGAUGUCUGUGAUGAACUUUGAGAAGCUGAGUCUUCAAACAGCCUGGAAUAUGGAAGUGCCCUAUGAGAUGAUGCUGGGAAUAAAGGAGAGGGUGCCUACAGUCAUUUCACCAGAGACCAUCCAAGAUAUUGUGUCUGAUCCAAUUAGCAAGGCCUACAGCAAGAUAACCAACUUUGCUGGAAAUCUUGAGGGUUCUUUUGAGCAAGCUAAGGAGCAGGGCAAAGUUAUGUUUAAGAGAGCCGCUGACAACUUUGAAGCAUUAAAUCUUUCUAGAAUGACCACAGUGGUCUCAGACAGCACAAUUUUGAUUCUUAGGAAGUACCAAAAGAACAUCAACAUUUUUCUUGAUGCUGUCAUUAAAUUCCUGGGUGAGACCAAGUUCCAGAUUCCUGGAUUUGGAGAAAAGAUGUCAGGAUUUGAGGUCUACCAGAGCUUUAGCACCUUUGUUGCUGAUGUAUCCAAAGAAGCCAUCAGAAGGGCUCCAGAGUACCUUGAAACUAGAUUCGAACUGAUCCUUAACUACUUCAGAGGCCUUAAGUUCACUUUGCCUGGCUCUAGAAGAGUUGUCAGUGGUAGAGAAAUCUUGCAUGAUGUUGUUGCAGCAGUGAAGAAGAUUCAGGGACAAUUGAUUGCCAUUGUCAAGACAUUGGGAGAUAUCAAUCUGGAAGACAUCAUUAAGGGCUUCUCUCGUGUCAUGAAUGUUGUUGUUGAGAGGGCUGAGGAACUCCUCAAGUCCACAGGAAUUCCAGAUGUUGAUAUGCUUUCUGCUAGUGUGAGUGCUGUAUACACGGAUGCUAUUAACUCUCAAGUCCUGGCUGACAUCACUAAGAAUAUAGCCGAGGUCAGAAGAGUUGUUGAAGAAUGCAUAGACAUUGUGAGAGCAAAGUUUGAAUAUCUUUUUGCCGAUAUGUCUAUUGAUCAGCUUCAAGUUGACAUCCAGUCCUUCAUUGACUCCAUGGUGGAACGUGUGAAUGCACUCUACAACAAUGUCAUCGAGUACAUCAAGGAGAUGACCAAAAAGUUUGAUCCUUUUGUAAGAAUGAGUGACAGACAGAUGGAUAUUGACAUUCCUUUACCAUACAUUGCCAAAUUCAACUAAAUGUGAACUUUGAAAUAUGACAGUAUAAGCCUAAUUUAUUGUUUAAUAGCUAACAAAAAAUGUACACCAUCAAAAGACAAGCCUCGACCCAGGAUAUUUUUGCCCCUGCCUUAUUUUACAAAUUACUCAUUUCAGUAUUUUUUAGUGUAGAAUUUGAUCUUUUCUGGUCGAGCUCUGCUCCGUUUGUGUUUUAUUCUAUUUAAAAAAUAGAAUGUAUGAAGCCAUCAAUAAAGACAAUUUGUACCGCA